AGCGGAUCUUCAAGUUCUCUCAUUCUCCUGUGCCGACCUGUGAUUGGCUGCCUGCAAUCACUGCACCGCGCGCACAUCAAAAGGUGAGGGCACAUGGAUCGAUGGAUGUGGGGUCGAUGGAGAGUGUGCUUGCAUAGCUGACUGCCAUUGUCUGGCUCGGAGUCAACGACGUUGCUGCUUGACUCAGGGCGCGCAACAGGUUUCGGGGCCAACCAGAACAGUUUGUCCCGAUCUUGGAUUUCGCAGAGACUGGACGGUACGCAAGGCAAAGUCAGUUGGAAAGCGAGGCAGAUGGAAGUCUGUUUGUUUGUUUUGCGGGUGCCGAUGAAAGGCGAAAGCAGCGAGUGGCUCUCCUGAAGACCCUUCUCCAUGGCGGCCAGGGCGGCGACAGGCAGUGAGUCAAUCGGCAGUCUGCGGGCCAUCCGAGUCUGGAACGAGGGCACCGAUGACAAGCCGCCUGCCCGCUGCCACGAGCGAUGGGUGGCCAAGCUGGAUGGACUCAAGGGCCACGAGAAAGCCGCCAUCAUCGGCACUCGAGGGGCCACCAUCAAGCGGCUGCAGGAUGAGUCCAAGGCAAAGAUCUAUGUGGCACCGCACCACCAACAGCAACAGCAGCAGCAGAGAUACGACGCCGGUCAGCGCGGCAGGGGCCGGGGAGGAGGGCGGGGGGGCCGCAGCCACCAAACACACCGCGACCAGACGGACGGCUCCGAUGUGCUGGUGAGCAUACCGACACGAGCGGCGAGAUGCAUGCUUACUCUGUGCGGUUUUCCUUCCCCUCUUCGUCUGUCUGUCUAUCUACAGGUGCGAGGUCAUCUUGCGUGUGUCCUGAGCGGAUGCCGUCUUGUCAUCGCCUUGCUGCGGCAGGUCAGCGGCGGCUCGGGUCGUGAGGGCAACUGGACCACGGACACCUACCGGUGUGAGCUCAUCGACGAGAGUGCCGGCCAGCAGUUUCCCGGAUGGCUGCAGCAGGGGAGAGACCGAGAGGACAGCGGGGUGCCGUCACUGCUCUUCAAGUCGAGUCGGUCGCGCACACAGGAGGGCGUGGAUCGGCCGCUCAACGAGUUCGGUCUGCUCGUGGCUGCUGUGAAGCGACCACCCAGCUGGGAUGAGGACGAGGGCUCCUAUGCCCGAGCGGAGGCGGCGCUGGGCGACCUGUCCGGCUCACCCUCCUUCUUGUCGUCUUUCGAGCGGCUGGUGGACAGCACCCACCUAUACAUCAUGCACACGAGCGUUGAGCGCAUCGGCAGACUGUUCGACCUCCUCCACGAGAGCAGCUUCAUCCCUCUGCCCACGCAGCCCCUGGCCACCUUCUCCUUCCCACCCAUCCCGGCAUCUCGCAGCCCGUCGCCCGCUGCCCUCCCCACAGCGGAGCUCGUCUCGUCCUACUCAUGGGUCACUGGCUCCUGCAUGAGGUCGCCUGCCUUCGUCCGGGAGUACCUGAGCGACGCUGGCGCCUACCCGAUGGAACUGGACGGCAUCACGUGGCUUGGGCAACAGCAGUGUCCCGACGGCUCGUUUCGCUUGACGCAUCAGCUUCUGGACAUCCUUGGUGUCAAAUCGGUGUCGUUGGCUUGUGCGCUCGAGAGGGGCAGGAGGGAGGGCGGCCUCGCACUGGGCGAUGGCGACCUGCCGAGCAAGGUGGCAACCCUCACCGUCGUUGCUGGCGUGCGGUUCUGGUGAGCAAAACGAAUAUGUAUCAACAUGGGCGGGAAAAGGCCGGCAAGCAGGGAACACACACUCGUCUGUGUGUGCGUACGCCUGUCUGUUAAUGCAGGCGCCACGCAGCGCGGCGGUCCAGCCGGGUCAACGCGAGUGCUCUUGGUGCCGAGGCGCUGAGGACGAUUGUCACACGGGCGACCACCUGGCUGGAGCAGCACUGUGAGGGCGCGAGUGAUGCUGUCCAUUCCCUGGCGGAGAGUGAGGCGUUUUCCAUCUACCGUACGGACAAGACCGUCUUGUUUGAGCCAUUUCUAUUCGCUUAUACGAUGGCCCCAUCAGACAAGAGAGCGCCGCAGCUGCAGCCACAGCACUGGGAGAUCUUCAUCCCGCGCAACACGCUCACCGACCUGAUGCAGCUGCCCUAUGAUCGCACCAAGGGCAUUGCCUUCACCAUCGUCAAGACGGAAAGCGGGCGGCUGUUCGUCACGGCCAGGGUGUCGCCAGACAACGACAAAACGCUGCCUUUGACCGACCGGGCCAUGCUGUAUGAAAGCAUGGCCACGGGGUGGCGGGACAGCCCGGCGUGUGAGGGGCGGCUGGUGGUCAAGCUGACGACAUGGCCACAAGGGCCUUCAUCUUCUGCUUUGCCAAUGGCGGUGUGGACUCUCACCGACAUCGACUGUGUGGUGCCCUCGUCAGGGGAAUCUGAGCUGCAGCGGGAGGCAGGGUGGUGCCCCGACCCUGAGAGCAGCUUGGAUGGGACCAUUAUGUGGCUGACGGGCCACGACGGCAUCCCACAGCCGGCCGCAUGCCAGCAGCCCAACGGGUCGGCACUCUUCUGGUCGGCGCCACUGUCAGACCACACGAGUGGUGGUGGUGGUGACGGCCGUCGAGAGCUGUGCCUUGAGGACACAGUUGAGCUCAAGACGACCUUCGACUUGCCUGGCAGCGAGGGGUUUGAGAAUGAGAUGCUCAUGAGGACGUGGGUGCAGUGUGUUGCCGGCGGCACCGCACAUAUCAAGGUGACGCACAAACCAAUGCACCGGAAGACAGACAGGUGUGCAUGUCUUUUUGACGCUGUGUGUGACGGUCAUUCAUUUGUUCAGGUUGCUUUCAAGUCCCGUCCCGACCCUUCGAAGCCGUGGCGCGUGACGGUCGACUCUCCGCCCACAUCCCUCACCCCGGCGACCAUCGCCCACCCGAGCAGCACAGUGGGCAGAUGGGACGGGGGGUACAUCACGUCCACCGUCGGCAACAUCCUGUCCUUCAUCUGCCAACACGUCACUGAAGCUGGGUGCGUGUAUGAGCUUUGCUUCGACCCGCCGUCCACACAGCUGCGGCUCAUCAAGAGGGAGGAUGUGGGCGCUGAUGGCGAUAGGGCCGAGGGGGGGAUGGACACGACGAUAGAGAAGAUGCUGCCGGCGUGGCUCGGGCGGUGGGAGAGAGAGGAGGCCAAUGGUGGUGGUGGGGAUGGGGAGGGGGGAAGAAAGGCAGACGAGUGA
Molecule: messenger RNA, 3164 nt
Organism: Vitrella brassicaformis
Lineage: Eukaryota; Vitrellaceae
Source: the annotation of a GenBank genome assembly